GAGUUUAUAAAAGAACAAGGGCCCGGGGAAAAGGGGUGAAAAGAAAAGAGAACUGCAGAGAGAAAGGGGAAGAGCAAGAACAGAGAGGAAGAGAAAAGGCACAGAGAAUUUUCUGGAACAAUCAGCCAUUCAGGCGAAGGGGGUCCCCGAAACUGUGACUUACUCAGUCCCCUUGUACACGAUUCUGCUGGCGUGGGGGUGACACCGUCAGGAGGCACAGUCACGCCGCAUCACUGGGGUCCUCCCUCCACGCUGCUCUGACUCUCAGCACGCUGCUGCUGCAGCCGCUUUGCACGGAGACGCACGAGGACCUCGCCGAGGUCUGCCCCGCCACGAGAGCCUGAUAUUUACCACGAUCAAAACAGGACACAACACAAAGUGUGAGAGGGUCCUUACUGUGAGCUCCCGUACAGGACAACAGCUGCGUGUCUUCAUAAAGUCACUCUCUGGUGCACCAUGACACCUUCAUCUGGCUUACUUUUGCUCGUCUCACUGGCCCUGUUCACAUGCCAUUCAGCCGGGGAGAACGACCCAGCGGUGCUGAACAGUGUGGACGACUAUGACUACUAUCCGUACACCGACUCGCCAGAUGAGCCCAAGAAUUCAUCCAGCCGGGUGCUCCCUUGUAACUAUGACCUCUGCGAGAACCAGAAGAUCCCUUGCGUGAACCUCUCAGUCUCUACUGGCUGCCUCUGCCCAGGAGUGAGUGGACCAAACGAGACCCCAGAUGCCCCCGUCCUGUUGGAUGUUACCAAGGAGGGCUCGCAGGUGGUGGUGCACUGGUGCUCACCCCCAUCUGCUGUCACUCACUAUCAGAUCCUGGUGGGACGGCACCACCUGCUAACAGCGUCCCAGCUAACCAGGAGGGUGUUGCUGCCGGAGCUGGAUCCUGGAACCACGGUGUGCGUGGAGGCUGUGAAUCGUGCAGGCUCCAGCCGUCCCACCAAGACGUCAUGCAGGCGGUACGAGCUGGCAAAUAGCCCCAGCAUGGCCGCCUGGGUCAUCGGGGGGGUGCUGGCCUUUGUGCUGCUUCUCCUGCUGGCCCUGGUGGUGUUCCUGCUCAGAAGGAACAAGGCCGGCAGCAGGUCUAGAGCCGGCAACCCUUCCGACAGAGGCGAGGUGGUGUUCUGAGAGGAAACAGCGCCCCCUUCAGGGGAAUGAACCAAGCUGACGGGUGAUACAACAGCCUUUCACUGAGAGGCGAAAACAUCUAUCAGACUUACUGUCUGAAAAUGGCAGUGAAAACAGAAUGACUUGGUUGAGCAUCCCAGUCAGGGUACCACCCACAUCCUGUCCUUCCCAAGAGGUGCUACAGGGUCAAAACUGUCAGUUUUGGGAAACAGAUGUCUGAUUUUGCUGGGGACACUAAUAUCUUAAAUUUGUGGGGGAGGGGGAUAUGAUUUACCGAACAUGAAAUGGAAGAACAGGACGACACCUCAAGCACAUGUAACAGCCAGUGAUACUGGACGCAUAUGACAUUAUAUGCAUAAUAUGUGCGACCGAACGAAACUGGACAAAGGACAGGAUACAACUUUGCGAAUCGGUUCAUCGCGAUAUUGUAUUAUUGGUACGCAGAAUUACCGUGGUGUCCUGAUUUUUGUAAACGUACACUAAAGAGAGCAAAAAUGACUCUCUGAAUGCAAAGCAAACUUGCACAAUGGCUUAGCAUCUCAUGUACAGCAAUACUUAGCGAGAUCCAGGUGAAUUGUCUCCCAAGAAAAUGAUCAAAUGAGAGAGAGAGAGAGAGAGACAGACAGACAGACUUUGGAUAAAAUUAACUGAGCAAUAGCAAUAAGCUGAUGGUAAUUCACCAUACUCUAUUAUUUCUACAUAUAAUCGGUUUGCCCUCAAUGACGACUGGAACUGAAAACAAGAUUGUUUGUUAUUCCAUGUUUAUUUUCGUGAUGCUUCGGUUCUGAUCCAUUAUGCGCUUUGCUGCUGUGAUUAGCCCGCCCUUCUGCUUUCUGAAGUCACAGUGGUCCGACUUUAUGGAUCUGGUAGAGUGGCGCAGGAGUGGCAGCAGAGUUUAUGUUUUGAGGUUGAUCUCUCAGUGUGUUAGACAGACGGAACUGGGCUGGUGCCAACGCCUUAUUCACCCAGUACUGACAAACACACGGUGACACAGACAAGGUCACCCUGCAGAUGGUCUGAACUCCUGUCAUUCUGGACUUCAAAAAAAAAAGCUCAUCAAAAAUGGGUGUAAAAGGUGAAAACCUGUCACGAACUUGAGCGAGUUUAUCUGUGUGAUAGCUCUGGCGUAACAUCGUCAUUAAAUGGCACGUGGAAAUCAUCUUAACUCAGUUAUAAACGGUAAUGGACCGAUGGAAUGGCGUGUUUAGGGUCACCGCGCGUGAACGACAAUACAGGCAACGUCCAAAAACCUUAUCUUAAAAAUGCGGACCGAUACUGCCACCUUGUGGACUCUUUUGAUACUUUCAUGUUGUUUACACGGCUUGUAGGAAAUACGGCCUUUACUCAGGGCGGGUCGGAGGGGCAGGAAUACCCUGUCAGAUUUUGGGUGUCCAGCACUAGACAGGGGCUCUUAAAUUCGUAAAAUUAUAUGUGAAAAUGUACAAUGGACCGGGAGGGGGGGCAGAGUUUCUAACUAGGCCCCUGCCUUUUCUAUCCGUAUAUCGAUAUUGUUACUUAACUGUGCAAACAUUUUGGCAUGGAAUGUGCUGCUGAUUGUUGCUAUGAAUGAUGAGCCGUUGGUAGUUGCAAAUCGCAGGCAUUCAGUUACCCGAGUCAACAUUAUGUCAAGGCUGAUGCGGCUGUAACCGAAGGAUUUCUAAUAAUUCGCUCUUACUGCGAAAGUUAGCAUCUCCAGCGCCCUCUAGUGGUUACUAAAGGACGCUUCAGUGCAUAUUACUCAACUAUUGUUGAAUCAUGCAUUACGGACGGUCAUAUUUAUAAACGUCUCCUCCUUUUUGCAUAGCCUUAUCGGGGGUGAGAAGUCUCAGAGCACGAUUAGCUAUUGACUAUAAAGGCAUGGCUUAGACAAUGCUCUCAUUCAUGUUUUACCACCUAUAUAAGUUUAUAAUUUAUUUAGCCUGACCUGCUUUGGCCAAGGAUGUAAUGAGGAACUCCUAGCACCAUUGUAUCAUGCACAUUACUCUCCUCGGUGUCUCAUGAAGCCCCGCCCAUCAUUUAUCGAAAGAAUGAAGCCCCCUCUCCCUCCCCAACCUGCACGCGCGGUGCCAUGACGCUACACGCCCUGCAGACAUGGCCAAAGCCGCUGUGUCCGUCCGGGAACCGAGUCAUUCCCUCCGCCCAUGUAAACACAUAUAGCGCCCCAGGCUGGCAGAAAUUUUUAUUGUCAUGCAGGUGAGUCUACCUAAACAAUUGGAGACGCAACGUUCGGAGAUUAACAAAUUCUUUAAAGUGGGAGAUGCAAAGGAGCCCAGUAAAGGUCCUUUCUUUUUAAAACACAUUUUUAUUCGGGAUGUGACAGCGAGUUACGACUAUUCGCUAAUAAAACGCUCUGUGUGACUCUGGACACGAAGAUCCGCACAAGAAUGAAUAUUUGGGUGAGGCGUGGAAACUGUAGUGCUGACAGAGCAGAUGGAAAAAGCGGGAAAAAGAAGGAAACUAUGAGAUAAUCUUACGUCUGCUUAACACAUUGGCCAGCAGGUGUGUUUAUACGACACCCGGCAAAUGACACGUCCAAUGUGCAAAAAUAUUUAGGAUAUUAAAUAUUUACAUAUAUCGACAUCUGUUAAGCCUUCUAAUUAACUAGCAAAAUUAAUGUUUAUGAUGUGAAAUUGGGUACUAAAUUGUUUGUUGGAAGUAAAACCAAGUGGGUACAA
Molecule: messenger RNA, 3806 nt
Organism: Paramormyrops kingsleyae
Lineage: Eukaryota; Metazoa; Chordata; Actinopteri; Osteoglossiformes; Mormyridae
Product: LRRN4 C-terminal-like protein
Molecular function (GO): protein binding
Source: RefSeq, a predicted model, not a curated record